CACACACACACGCGAGAGCGCGCGCAACCGAAAUUGUAUAUUAAUUUUAUUAUUUUUUUUUUUUUUUUGCGACCGUGUCGUCGAGUGGUUGACGACGGCGACGACGACGCCGACGACGACUAGCCACUACGCUACAGCGCAUUGCUGCGACGACGACGACGACGACGAUACCGCCGAGAUCUCGUGUGUCCCCGUGCGCGCGGGUGUCUGAAAAUCGAAUAAUAGUAAUAAUCAUUAUUAUUUAUUCGUUUUUUUAUUUUUUUGUUUUUAUUCUCCGCCGUGUGCGUGUGUGUGUAUGUGAUUUCUGCGCGUGUUUCCGAAGUGUCGUGUCGUGUGCGAGCGUUGUUUCUCAACCCGUUUCGGUGGUCGCGGACGACCGCAGCAGACGGACGCACGGAUAUAAUAUCGAAAAUUUUUUUUUGAUAAUAUUGUCAUUUCGUUGUAUUCAAUUUUGUAAUUCUUUUAUUUUUUUUUUUUGAAAUAAAUACGUACGUACCUACGCGCGUUUAUGUGUAUAUUUAUAAAUAGACACAUAUAUUUUUACACUACGUAUGAGUUCAUCGUAUACAUAGAUUAAAUUCGUUUAUAUACAUAUCAAGUCACGAACAGUCGAAAACAUAUCAUACUUCAGAGAAGAUAUCCCGACUAUAUAUAUAAUCGGUCCGAAUACAGCCACUGAGCCACCGGCGCGUUAGCAAACUGAAGACAAUAGUCAACACUACUGGAACGUUAGGUGGCAAAUCAGCAGCUGCGUCAAAGAUUGUUACAAGGAAGUAAGCUCUCGACAAAACACACACAUUUUCAUCCCCGUUGGUUUCAAGAAUCUAACUAAACUAAUCGAGGCCAAAAAUUUAUAUUUUAAUUUAUUAUAAAAAAAAAUAAAUAAAUAAAUAAUGAUAAGUAAUAAUAAUUUAUAAAAAUUACAAAUCGUCGUUUUGCUGAGAAAAUAAGCUUGAUCUGUGAUAGUAUUAUUUUUUAUUUAAAUACUCUUUUUAAAUAUAAUUAUUAUUGAGAUCACAUAUAGUUUUCGUUUUUAUCGUUUUUAUUUUUAUUUUUUAUUUCGCUUCGUAAAGUUAUUGAGAAAACAACUAAUAAAAUGCCUCAAAGUGCGGGCGUACUUACAAAUUCUGUUAUGAUAACUUUAAUACUACUGAUCAGUUCCUUGUGUGGAUGUUGGAGUACUGAUGCGGAUCAACAUGUUGCUUCGUCUCCCACAUGUGACAGUAAUAUUUACUGUUAUGGUCCAUUGCUGCAUGCGAUUCAAAUGUCUAGCAUAUUCCCAGAUUCGAAAACGUUUGUUGACAUGAAAAUGAAAUAUUCGCCUAAUGAAACCAUGAACAUUUUCUUGGAAAUGAUGAAAAAGACAGGACAAAGGCCAUCAAAAUUAGAAUUGGAGAUUUUCCUCAAUGAUACUUUCGAGAAGGAAGGUAGUGAAUUCGAAAUUUGGGAUCCUUCUGAUUGGAAGCCAGAGCCCAAAUUUAUUGGCGAUAUUAAGGACCCAAACUUCCAGGAAUGGGCUAGAGGUUUACACUUGUUAUGGAAACUUCUCGGUAAAAAAAUCAAAGAUGAUGUACGUUUACAUCCCGACCAUUACUCAAUAAUCUAUGUCCCAUAUCCGGUAAUUGUACCCGGUGGCCGUUUUCGUGAAUUUUACUACUGGGAUUCGUACUGGAUCAUUAGAGGUCUAUUACUAUCUGAGAUGUAUACUACAGUCAAAGGAAUGCUUAGCAACUUUUUAUCGAUUAUUAACACCUAUGGUCAUAUUCCAAACGGCGGUAGAGUUUAUUAUGCUAUGCGGUCUCAACCCCCUAUGCUAGUGCCAAUGAUGAAGAGUUACAUCGAAGCUACAAAUGACACGAUAUUCCUUAAAGAAAAUGUAGAUAUACUGGAAAAAGAAUUUAGCUAUUGGAUGUUAAAUCAUACAGUAGACAUAGAAAAAGACGGAAAAGUAUACACAUUGGCCAGAUAUAAAGAUUCGUCAACAGGACCCAGGCCCGAAUCGUACAGGGAAGAUAUCAUGAGCGCACAAACAUUUAAGACCGAUAAUGAUAAAGAAAACUACUAUUCAGAGCUAAAGGCCGCUGCGGAAUCUGGGUGGGAUUUUUCCAGUAGAUGGUUUAUUCUAAAUGGAACAAAUAAAGGAAACCUGACCAACUUGAAGACACGGUUCAUUAUUCCGGUUGACUUGAAUGCUAUAGUGUAUUGGAACGCCAAGAUACUGAGUGACUUCUACAGGGAGUUGAAUGUGUCCGACAAAGCACUAAAGUACGAAAACAUAGCCAAUAAAUGGAUAGAAGCAGUAACGGCGGUGCUGUGGCACGAGGAGGUGGGCGCAUGGCUCGAUUAUGACAUGCUGAAUGAAAUCAAGCGUGAUUACUUUUACCCAACCAACAUAUCGCCACUGUGGACAGGAUGUUACGACCCAAAGAAGACCGAUGACUUUGUGUCUCGGACGCUUAAGUACUUGGAAAAAACACAAAUAAUGAACAACCUGGGGGGCAUACCAACUACCUUGGAACACUCCGGUGAACAGUGGGACUACCCAAACGCGUGGCCCCCUCUCCAGUACAUAAUGGUCAUGUCACUAGAUAACUCAGGCGACAACUGGGCCCAAGACUUGGCGUUCGAGAUAGCUGAGCGAUGGAUGAGGUCCAACUACAAGGCAUACAAUGAGACCAACGCCAUGUAUGAAAAGUAUGAUGCGACCGUACCUGGAGGUCACGGUAGUGGAGGUGAGUACGAGGUGCAACUAGGCUUCGGCUGGACCAACGGUAUAAUCCUGGAGUUCCUGCAGAAGUACGGAUCCAGAGUGACGGCCACGGACAAGUUCGUCGAGGCGCCGCAGACUAGCGCCAAUAUGGAAGCCAGCAGAAGCAGCACUGACUACAAUACCAAGACCGUAUCUUCAACGACACAAGUCAUGACUGCUACGCUUGCGAUACUGGCCACGAUAUCGGCCGGAUGCAUAGGGUGAGAUGUUUACAAGUUAAAUUAUGUAGUUAAAUUAUUAUAAGAACAUUCCCUUAUGCAAAAUCGGAAGGAUCUCUUAAUUAUCAGGUCAGACGUAUUUAACAAAGAGGUUUACUUAGUUGAUCAUUAGUUUCUUUAUUUGUGCUAUUACAUUAGCCUAAUUAUUGUUUUUUUUUUUUUUUGUUUUGUUUUUUUUUUUUUUUUUUUUUGUUCAUGUGAGUUAGUGUUAUGCUUUAAUUUAUUGGCACAUGCAAGUUUUAUAUGGUCAAAAAAAAUAAAAUAAAAUAUACAUCUAAAAAAAACAUUACCAAGCAUACGGAGAGACCAACUUUGAAUGGAUAGUAUAGAUCCAGAAGUAGUUUUAAAGUUUUAAUCUGAACUUACUAGUGUUUUUAUUAUAAUAAUAAUAAUAAUAAUAUAUUAAUUAUUAACUAUUAUUAAUUAAUGGAGUUUAAGUUCCUUUGAGCAAUCGUAUUUCUGUGAAUUCAACCAAAUCAAUUAUAGAGUUGUUUGCACAGUAUGAUAUUUGCUUGACAUUUUAAUUGAAAAAUAAAGCAAAGUGAUGUAAUACGUUAAGAUUUUAUAAAUUAUAAUUUAACACGUUUUAGUGAGAUUUAAACAAAAAACAAAUUUACGCGCCUAUUUCAGUUAAACGGAUAAUAAAAUGUGUACAUGCUUCAUAUAGUCGGUCUAUAUGUUUUAUUCUUUUUAUCUUUAAUUUA
This is a messenger RNA of Melanaphis sacchari, 3692 nucleotides long. RefSeq names its product trehalase. Gene Ontology annotation, molecular function: alpha,alpha-trehalase activity. Gene Ontology annotation, biological process: trehalose catabolic process. The record is from RefSeq and is a predicted model, not a curated record. NCBI's taxonomy places the organism in Eukaryota, Metazoa, Arthropoda, Insecta, Hemiptera, Aphididae. Bases 1097 to 2974 code for a protein of 625 amino acids. The transcript has 7 exons.